CCGCUCUACGCGGCAAUCCUGGACAUAUCAUAAUGCGCAGAUGGACUUAUACAUUUUUAUUUGAUGGAUAUUUGAUAAGAAAUUCCGUUGCCUUGGGUGUAGACUAAAUCGUUCCAGCACGUGCAGAACUGAAAGGAGAGGGAUAUAUGAUGCGUUACAGUUGCUGCGCCACACCGUCUUCAUGGUUAGCUACAUAUGGACAUACUGAAAUGAGAUGAACAUAAUUCGCAUUUCAGCGCAAAGCGCAAAGCCAGCCAAUACAACACUGCUGAAGGACUGACCACACACCGCAGCCAUGAACGGCACAGAGGGCCCAAAUUUCUACGUUCCAUUCCCCAACACCACUGGUGUUGUGAGGAGCCCAUUCGAAUAUCCACAGUACUACCUUGCUGAACCAUGGGCGUUCUCCGCUCUGGCUGCCUACAUGUUCUUCCUGAUCCUCACCGGCUUCCCCAUCAACUUCCUCACCCUCUACGUUACCAUCGAGCACAAGAAGCUGAGGACCCCCUUAAAUUACAUCCUGCUCAACCUGGCGGUGGCCGAUCUCUUCAUGGUCUUCGGAGGAUUCACCACUACGAUGUACACCUCGAUGAACGGCUACUUCGUCUUCGGUGAAACUGGCUGCAACAUCGAAGGAUACUUUGCUACCCUCGGUGGUGAAAUCGGGCUGUGGUCUCUGGUCGUCCUGGCUAUUGAGAGGUAUGUGGUCGUCUGCAAGCCAAUGAGCAACUUCCGAUUCGGCGAGAACCACGCUAUCAUGGGCGUCGCAUUUACCUGGAUAAUGGCAAACGCCUGUGCCGCGCCACCUCUCUUCGGCUGGUCCAGAUACAUCCCAGAGGGCAUGCAGUGCUCAUGCGGAAUCGACUAUUACACCCUGAAGCCUGAAGUCAAUAAUGAGUCUUUCGUCAUCUAUAUGUUCAUCGUUCACUUCACUAUUCCGCUUAUUGUCAUCUUCUUCUGCUACGGCCGCCUGGUCUGCACCGUCAAAGAGGCUGCUGCUCAGCAACAGGAGUCCGAGACCACACAGAGGGCUGAGAGGGAAGUCACCCGUAUGGUCAUCAUCAUGGUCUUAUCCUUCCUGGUAUGCUGGAUUCCCUAUGCCAGUGUAGCUUGGUACAUCUUCACCCACCAAGGCAGCCACUUCGGGCCCGUCUUCAUGACAGCUCCGGCUUUCUUCGCCAAGAGCUCAGCCCUCUACAACCCCCUGAUCUACGUCUGCUUGAACAAGCAGUUCCGCAACUGCAUGAUCACCACCCUGUGCUGCGGGAAGAACCCCUUCGAGGAAGAAGAGGGAGCAUCCACCACUGCGUCCAAGACCGAAGCCUCCUCGGUGUCCUCCAGCUCCGUGUCCCCUGCGUAAACGUGCUACCCCCACGGGGUCCGAGAAGAUCCACAGUUCACGAACGAGACUUCGGCUGCUGGCACCGACUGAGCGCUGUGUCUACAGA
This is a messenger RNA of Megalops cyprinoides (Indo-Pacific tarpon), 1448 nucleotides long. RefSeq names its product rhodopsin, like (gene rhol). Gene Ontology annotation, molecular function: G protein-coupled receptor activity. The record is from RefSeq and is a predicted model, not a curated record. Bases 296 to 1360 code for a protein of 354 amino acids. The transcript is spliced from 2 exons. Gene Ontology annotation, biological process: phototransduction; visual perception; G protein-coupled receptor signaling pathway. Gene Ontology annotation, cellular component: membrane; photoreceptor outer segment. Lineage: Eukaryota; Metazoa; Chordata; Actinopteri; Elopiformes; Megalopidae.